UGGAAAAUCCACAGCGCUCCUGCUGCUGCCGGUCUGGAAGAGCUGGACUUCUCGCAAAUCCGUAGACUCGUAGCGCUGAAUCCCUGGGGAGAACGACUUCUAUUACGGCUGAAACUACAUGUCUUCUCGAUGUACGAUCCUACAUCGGCAACGAUGCGGUGCCCUCACCUUAGUUGCCUUAGAGUAAAAGACACCACGGUGUAUCAUGUAUUCUGGACAUGUCCCGCUGCCAGUAUGCUACGGAAACAAUUUAUGGACGAUUGGCAUCUCCACACUAUAGAGGACACUAAGCUUGAACAAGCUUUUUUCAGUUUAGUACUACCCAUGGUACCCCCGGGAAUGGGAAAAUUGGCGGACACCCUCUACCCAUUCCUCAGCGCAGGACUCCGGGAGCGGCUCACUGCUGCUAUCAUCACUGCAGCGGAGAAUUGUUGGAGAAUUGGAGUUGCGCUGUACUUCCAUGCCGUCUGGCGCUGGAGGGUCAGUCACUUUGACGCACACAAUGACAUCACUGCACCCUACCGGAGUGCAGGGCUCAGGACCCGUCUGAGACAUGGUUACCAAACAGUGGUUUUCCGGACAGGAGUUGGCCUAGGUUCAGUCUUAAACAGCGCGCUGGCUUCGAAUUUCUACAAGUAUCUGUCCUCGGCACAUCCGGAACAAUAUAGGAACUUCCGACCACACGGAACGUCACAAUUCAUGCUGUUUUUUGGUGGAAGCUCCCGUGGCAACCCAAGCCCCGGUGGAUGUGGAUCGAUGGUGGUGCAAGUGGGUGAUGAUGUGAUUGGGCAUGCGGUACUUUAG
This is a messenger RNA of Phytophthora megakarya, 804 nucleotides long. NCBI's taxonomy places the organism in Eukaryota, Oomycota, Peronosporomycetes, Peronosporales, Peronosporaceae. The record is from the annotation of a GenBank genome assembly.